Mya arenaria is the source of this 3908-nucleotide messenger RNA. RefSeq names its product dihydropyrimidine dehydrogenase [NADP(+)]-like. Bases 380 to 3481 code for a protein of 1033 amino acids. NCBI's taxonomy places the organism in Eukaryota, Metazoa, Mollusca, Bivalvia, Myida, Myidae. The record is from RefSeq and is a predicted model, not a curated record. Gene Ontology annotation, molecular function: uracil binding; iron-sulfur cluster binding; dihydropyrimidine dehydrogenase (NADP+) activity. Gene Ontology annotation, cellular component: cytoplasm; cytosol. The transcript is spliced from 20 exons. Gene Ontology annotation, biological process: uracil catabolic process; thymine catabolic process.
UUGUGUGCGGUAAUUUUCAUUUAGGGAAAGCAAACGGUUAAUUUAAAUGUUAAGACAUGUUUAUGGUAUGUUUACAUCAACUCUACACUUCAAUGUCCGUGUCCGCUUUAUAGAACACUAAAUAUAAAUGUUAUCAGUAGAUAGUACACGAGAGUAGAAAUGAAGUAUUCAACAAGCCUAAAACCACAUUGAAAAGUGGUUAGACCUUAUCAAAUGUUGGCAGACUCUCUUUGAUAUUGUUGUGGACAUACAUACAUGAUUGACACAGUUUUUACGAAACUUACUUAACUGGGCUAAGUCUGCGUUUUAAUGCUUGCAGGAUAUGUAUGUAGUUGUAUGUAAUUAAUAAAUCUUAGAGGAUUAUAACUUUCACUGUGAGAUGUCAGCACAGGUGAGCAGGGAUGUGCCGGAUAUUGAGAAUAUCCUGGCGUUGAACCCACGAGUGCCGAAGAACGCCAGCCUCGUGUCAAGCGCGCAAACUAAGCAGAACAAGAAGCACUGGAAGAGAAACGCAUCAAAAGGAUGUUCGUCCUGCCCGCCCCUGCAGAACAACUUUGAUGACAUCAAGCACACGACGCUCAGCGAGCGGGCCGCCCUCCGCGAGGCAGCCAGAUGUCUGAAGUGCGCGGACGCCCCGUGCCAGAAGAGCUGCCCCACCCAACUGGACAUCAAGGCUUUUAUCACAAACAUCUCAAACAAGAACUACUAUGGUUCCGCAAAGGCGAUAUUCUCUGAUAACCCACUGGGUCUGACAUGUGGGAUGGUGUGCCCGACCAGCGACUUGUGUGUGGGCGGCUGUAACCUGUACGCGUCCGAGGAAGGGCCCAUCAACAUCGGCGGCCUCCAACAGUUCGCUACAGAGAUAUUCAAGGAGAUGAGAAUACCUCAGAUCCGGGACCCGAGCCUGCCUCCCACGGAAGAGCUUCCAUCCAGCUACCGGAACAAGGUGGCGCUGCUCGGAUGCGGCCCGGCGUCCAUCAGCUGCGCCACGUUCCUUGCCCGCCUCGGCUACUCUGACCUCACUGUAUUUGAACGGGAAACUUACAUUGGUGGCCUUAGCUCGUCUGAGAUUCCGCAGUACAGAUUGCCAUACAGUGUGGUGGACUUUGAGGUUCAGCUUAUGAAGGACCUUGGGGUCAAGGUGGAGACGGGCCGCGCGCUGAGUACGAAGGAUCUGACGCUGAACAAGCUCCGGGACGACGGCUACAAGGCCGUCUUUAUCGGCAUCGGCCACCCUAACCCGAAUAUUAUCCCGAUCUUCGAGAAUCUCACGGAAGAAAUGGGCUUCUACACGUCCAAGAAUUUCCUGCCGCGCGUCUCUAAGGCCAGCAAGGCCGGCAUGUGCGCCUGCAAGUCACAGCUUCCGGCCCUCUCAGGCCGCGUCGUCGUCCUAGGUGCUGGCGACACCGCCUUCGACUGUGCUACUUCCGCUCUGCGUUGUGGCGCCCGCCGUGUUUUUGUCGUCUUCCGGAAGGGCUUCACAAACAUCCGGGCCGUGCCUGAGGAGAUGGACCUGGCCAAGGAUGAGAAAUGCGAGUUCCUGCCCUUCCUGGCACCCCGCAAGGUGCUCAUGAGCAACGGGCGGAUAUCGGGUCUGGAGUGCGCACGCAGCGAGCAAACGGACGACGGCGAGUGGGUGGAGGAUGACGAGCAGAUGAUCCGCAUCAAGGUGGACUAUAUUAUUUCCGCCUUCGGCUCGGGGCUCACCGACCAAGAUCUAAAAGAUGCGAUGUCGCCGGUAAAGCUGACGCGAUGGGGGACACCGGAAGUGGAUACAGAGACGAUGGGGACCAGUGAGCCGUGGGUCUUCUGCGGGGGCGACAUUGCGGGCGUCGCCCAGACAACCGUGGAGAGCGUCAACGACGGCAAACAGGCUUCCUGGCACUUGCACAAAUACCUACAGUCUCUGGACAACCAGUCCGUGUCUGCGACACCCUCGCUGCCUCGGUUCUUCACGCCUAUCGACACGGUGGAUGUGAGCGUAGACCUAUGCGGCCUGCGGUUUCCCAACCCCUUCGGUCUCGCGUCUGCCCCGCCCACAACCAGCAGCGCCAUGAUCCGCCGCGGUUUUGAGCAGGGAUGGGGCUUCGCGCUCACCAAGACAUUUGCACUUGAUAAGGACCUGGUGACAAACGUGUCUCCGCGGAUUGUGCGGGGAACCACUUCCGGUAACAUGUACGGGCCAGGCCAGGGUGCCUUCCUCAAUAUCGAGCUCAUCAGCGAGAAGACCGCCGAGUACUGGUGCCAGAGCAUCACCGAACUCAAGCGGGACUUCCCUGAAAAGAUCCUGAUCGCCAGCAUCAUGUGCAGCUUCAGCAAGGAGGACUGGACCGACCUUGCCAUCAUGGCUGAGAAAGCGGGUGCGGACGCUCUAGAGCUGAAUCUGUCGUGUCCCCACGGGAUGGGUGAGCGGGGAAUGGGGCUGGCAUGUGGCCAGGACCCGGAGCUCGUCCGCAACAUAUGCCGCUGGGUCCGCGCCGCCGUCAAGAUCCCCUUCUUCGCCAAGCUGACUCCCAACGUUACCAAUAUAAUCACCAUCGCCAAGGCCGCGCAGGAGGGUAAAGCUGAUGGGGUGACGGCCACCAACACCGUGUCUGGUCUUAUGGGUCUCAAGGGUCAGGGCGAAGCUUGGCCAAACGUCGGAAAGAGUAAGCGAACAACAUAUGGAGGCGUCUCCGGAAAUGCUAUCCGGCCCAUCGCUUUGCGUGCCGUUUCGGCCAUCGCAAACGCACUUCCAGGAUUCCCCAUCCUGGCUACGGGCGGUAUUGACUCGGCGGAAGCAGGCAUGCAAUUCCUUUAUGCAGGAGCAUCUGUACUGCAGGUAUGUAGCGCUGUCCAGAACCAGGAUUUCACGUUGAUCGACGAUUAUGUGACGGGCCUAAAGGCACUGCUCUACAUCCGGGCUGUCGAGGGCCUCGCGGACUGGGACGGACAAAGCCCGCCCACUCCCAAACACCAGCAGGGGAAACCUGUCCCCCGGCUACAGGAAAUUGUCGGCAAGGGCUUGCCGUCGUUCGGACCUUACCAAGAAAAGCGGACGGCAAUUGUGGAUGCCCACUAUCGGAAGGCGGACCUGCUGGCCGAGGAGAACAAGCCAGCCGCCAUCCGUCCGCCCCUUCAGCCGGGAAAACAAGUACCCUCCGUCAAGGACGUGAUAGGACGAGCGCUGGAUAUGAUCGGCUCCUAUGGCGACUUGAACAACCGGGAGCAGGUGGUCGCCCUCAUUGACGAGGACAUGUGUAUCAACUGUGGCAAGUGUUACAUGACGUGUAACGACUCCGGCUACCAGGCCAUCGUGUUUGACCCGGAAACUCAUUUGCCUAAGGUCAACGCGGACUGCACAGGUUGCACGCUGUGUCUGUCCGUCUGUCCAAUUAUCGAUUGUAUAAAGAUGGUUACCAGGACGACGCCGUACGUUCCAAAGCGGGGACUUCCGCUCCGAAAGCCGUCCGAGGCAAACAUCAUCCUCACUACGAAUUGAGGCGACACCGGGAACCGAGCCCGCCGCACACUGAUGGACGGCGCUGGUGAACGGCACGCGGAUAUGUUCCCCGUUAAUGUUCAAGACUUGCCCAAAUAUGUUGCUGUGAAUCAAUGUUGAUAGUCGUUCUAGUAUUUAGUUUAUUCGUUAAAUGUAUGUUGAAAAAUGAAUUACCCUGUCCAUUCUAUCUAAUCAUGUAUAUUUAUAUUGUUGCUGUAUUUUGAAGUAUGUAUUUAGCAUGCGAUUAGAUUUCAAUAACAUACAUAUUUUGCCAUCACUUAUGCGCCAUAUAUUUCUUUAGUGGGUUCUAGGUGUGUGUUUUAAGUGACUGGUUACGUAGUAGAAUUGCAACUGCAUUUAGUCAGAAUUGUCUAAAUAAAUUGUAAUAUAUUGUAUACAAGUACACAAUACAAUCGCAUAAACUAUU